Sorghum bicolor (sorghum) is the source of this 2480-nucleotide messenger RNA. RefSeq lists its product as uncharacterized. The record is from RefSeq and is a predicted model, not a curated record. Lineage: Eukaryota; Viridiplantae; Streptophyta; Magnoliopsida; Poales; Poaceae. Bases 250 to 2178 code for a protein of 642 amino acids. The transcript is spliced from 3 exons.
CCUCUGCAUCGCCCCGCUUUUGGCGCUCAGCACCGAGGUAAAUGCUUCCGCUGCCUCUCUCGUGGACACUCCGCCGCUGAUUGCAGGGACCCAGUUCGUUGCCUUCAAUGCGGCCGGAUUGGCCAUAAAGCUCGAGAGUGUCGACCACGAGCAGCACAUCCCCUCCCACGGAGCCAAGCCCCAACCCCGGAGCAGCCGCGUCCACCACCGCUCGACCUCGCCAACUUCCCCAAGCUGCCCCGAACCACCAUGUCGCUUCCGGGGGACCCAGCUCUGCGCCCGGCGGAGACCGCUGCAGUGGCGGCUGCCAACGAGGCAAUGGAGAAAGAGCUCAGGCGGCUGUCAACGUGUGCCGUGGUGGCAUGCCUGUGCAGGGACCGCGGGGACCGCGACGAUGUCGGACCGGAGGCCAUCAAGAGGGCUUUCUGCACCGAGCUCGGCAUCCUGGAGAAGGACAUCAAGGUGUCACGCCACCGGCCGGAGGACUUCCUCAUCAUCUUCGAGCACCAGCACCAUCACGACGCGGCGCUGGACAUGGGGCGACUUCCAGUAGGCCGCAUCAACAUCCGGAUCAUGCCUUGGCGCAUCCUCCCCUACAGCGACCUCAUCGACCUCCGCCACCAUGUCUGCAUCUGCCUCGAGGGGAUCCCGGCUCAUGCCUGGAACGAAAGCAUCGCGAAGAGGGCAAUUGCCAGAACCUGCGACAUCGACUACGUUGAUGCACGUACCCGGAGCCGUGACGACACCAGAGCUUUCUGCCUCUGGGCCUGGACGCACAAUCCAUCCGACAUCCCCAAGGUAACAUGGCUAACAUUGACAGGGAACAUGGUGACAGUGCAGGAAGGCGCAGCUCCACCCAGAGGACGCCGAGGGCUCACCUUCAAGGUGUUAGUCCACCUCGACAUCGUUGAGUCGCCGCCGGACGAGUACGGCCGCUCGUCGUCAAGAAAACUUGACUGGGACUACGGCAUCAUCGACGGCGAGCGUGGACCGCGGGAGCGGCACGAACCACCACCGCCCGUCCCCAGGCACGACAGACGCAGAGACGACGACGACGACGAUGAUCGCCGCGGACGCCGUCAUGACAAGAGGAGAAGCUGGGGCUCCAGGCUGGUGUGCAGCCUCUCCCGCGCCCCGGCCAGAGAACGGGAGCGCGAGAGAUCGGAAUCGCGUCGUGGUCGUCGGAACGGCUCCUCAUCCGCAGCCGGGGGUCACCGCCGGCACUCCUCCGAGAGUCGUCCACCGCUUUGCGGGCGACACCACGCUGCCUCGCUCAGGACUCCUCCACGGCACAUGUCUGCACCCAGCGAGACCAGCAACUACGUCACGCCCUGCUCUUCGGCGGCCGUCAUCGGUGCUGGCCCUGCUUCGGAGGAGCGCGGUAGGGGCACCAGCCCCAUUGAAGGUCAGCCGGAGAUCAUGACGCCACCGGCAAGGAAGACCCGUGGGCGUAGCCGUGAACGCGGCAGCCGGCGCCGCAGCGGUGGCAAGCAACGUUCGCCGACUCGACCUGCACCUCGACAGCCAACCCCAGAUACUCCUCGACGCUGCAACACAAGGAGCCUUCCACAGGUUGGAGCAGAGGACAUGCAGCGCCCGGCACCAAGUCAGCUCAACCAGGCGCCUAACCCCCAGGACGCAGCACCUCCAGCAUCUGCCGCGCCCACAUGGGCGAACUGCUUCAAGCCAGGCUACUUCUACUCCAGGCGCAGGAUCCGCGGGCCGGGUCACACAAGAUGGCGUCCGAGCUGCGCGUCACCGAUGACGGCGACAGCGCCUGUCACAACAUCACCAGCAUCCGACCGCGAGCACAAUGUGGAGUCUGCGACAGCGACGUUCCUUGACACAAUCUCACGUCCCCUACCUCCUGCUCUACUACAGCUACCAGCAGCCAGGAUCGGCCGUCAACAGGGACAUAGGAGGUGCCCACCUCCCCCAGUGCGGAAAAGCGUCCGCAUCGCGGCCAAGUGCUGGCCCAAAGGAGACACCACUGAACGUGCAAGGCAGGUCCUCAUGAAGCGCCUUGGAGUCCUGGAAGAAGAUGGCCUCACCCCUGAUGAUCAGUUCCUCCGCUACAUCAACCUCUUCCAGGGACCGCUCAACGACUCAGCGGUCAUGGCCUUGACAGCCUUAUGCGGCCUCGACGACACCAUGGCAACAACUACUGUUCGUGAGUAGAUGCAAUGCGUCCAUGCUCCAGGGUCCAGUAAUUCAUCCAUGUUAGUCGCCAUGCAUUAUUUUGCUUCCUGCACUGCUGUGUCGCAUCGUUUAGCUUCCUGCAAGCCUCUGCUCGCCAAAUGCAGACUCUGCUCACUGGACGCAUGCAGGGUGACAGCCAGGGGCCUCAAGUCACCGCUGCUGCAACCCAGUGAACCAGCUUGCCAAAUUGUCGGUCGUCGUUGUUCUACGUGCUUUGUACUACUGCUGCAGCGAGUCGUCAUGCCAGAAAUUUUUGGCCUUUCAUCCGGGCCAGCACUGAA